CACCAUGCUCUCCCUGCUCCGCAGCACUUUGCCCCUGGUCCCCGGUUCCAGCCGCGCCAUGUCCGCCGUGUCCCUGCUCGUCUCCCCGGGCCGCUGCCUCUUUGACGACCCCCUGCGGCUCCGGGUCCGCGGUCUGAGCCCCGGGCAGGACGUCAGCCUCCGCACCGCUCUGACGGACGAGGCCGGCCACCUGUUCACCUCCGUGGGCCUGUACCGAGCGGACAGCGGCGGGGAGCUGGACUUCAGCCGGAGCCCGGCCCUGGAGGGCGGCAGCUACACCGGAGUGGAGCCGGAGGGGCCCCUGUGGUCCCUGGAGUCCGAGACUCCCCUCAGGAGGCUGCUGAAGAAGGACGUGCAGAGCCCGCUCCAGCUCCGCUUCUCCCUGCACCAGGCCCACGACCCGCCCGGGGCUCUCCUAGCUGCUGCCGCCCAGGAGAGGGGCUUCAUGGGGGAAGGGGUGACCCGGGUGCCGGUGCGGGAGGGACGGGUGCGGGGCAGCCUCUUCCUGCCGCCCGGACCCGGCCCCUUUCCUGCCAUCAUUGAUCUUUAUGGAACUGGUGGAGGUCUGAUGGAGCACAGAGCCAGCCUGUUGGCCAACCAUGGCUUCUUGACUAUGGCGCUGGCGUAUUUUGAUUAUGAUGACCUUCCAAACAGCCUAGGAGGGCUUCACCUGGAUUACUUUAGGGAAGCACUAGAAUUUCUAAAAUCCCACCCAAAGGUUAACAAAGAAAGAAUUGGAGCUAUUGGUCUUUCAAAAGGUGCAGAUUUGGUUCUCAUCAUGGCCGCUUAUCUUCCUGGGAUCAGAGCAGCUGUCAGCAUCUGUGGCUGCAGUGCCAACUCUUUUGCCCCUUUGUCGUGUGGUAAGUUUACCAUUCCAUGUCUUGGAUUCAGUGCCGAGAAGGUUAAAUUCACAGAAGCUGGCGCGUUAGACUUGUCAGAAUCCAUGGACGAUCCGCUGGACCCGGCAAAUUGUGAGGCUCUUAUUCCAGUAGAAAGGUCCUCGGCAGCUUUUCUAAUUUUGAGUGGAUCAGACGACAAAAACUGGCCUAGCGCCACAUAUGCUGAACAGCUGGUUGGCCGACUGAGAGAGCAUCAGAAGGAUGUGGAGUCUAAGUGCUAUCCUGGAGCCGGACACCUACUGGAGCCCCCUUAUUUUCCAUUGUGCAAGGCUUCCCAUCACAAACUGUUGGGUAUGCCGAUAUUGUGGGGAGGACAAACUAAAGCACAUGCCAAAGCUGAGGAACACGCCUGGAAAAAAAUCCAAACUUUUUUCUCAAAGCACCUUAAAGGGACAAACACUGUGCAGAGCCACCUCUGAGUCACAUCUAAAUUUACCUCAUUAAUAGUUAUAAGCUAUUUGCAGUAGCUCUGAAGACACCGCUCAGAGGGAUCGAUUACUUUGUACCAUGACUGUACUUGAUGGCUGACAUGUGACUAUGCAGGUGAUCGAAGUGCAAUAUACAAUUCACGCAUAGUUAAGGGAUAGCCAUAGUGUGACAAAAUUCUUAGAAAGUCUAAUUUAUUCAGUUGCAGACCAGAUUAACUUGAUUUUGCUAUUAAUGGUUUAUUCCCAUCUCAUAUCCACGCUAUGAAUGUCUGUUAGAUGUUAGUCCCACCCCUGGCAUCCACACACAUCUCGAGAAUAGGGCCCCCCCUGACCCUGUCUGUCAUGGAUGCGUUAGCGUAGCUCCCAUAUAAGUAGAUGAAGGUUAUGAAAACUGCGUAAAACAGCAAGAUACUUAUCAGAAGUUUCGGAAACAACAUACGGUAACUUGUUGUGCUAUAUUGUUUUGUAACUUCAAUUCCCUUAUGUGGGUGUUUAUUGAAACAGCGUAGCAUUUUCUGCAGUUCCAACUCCUAACCACUUUUGACCGCCACAACUACUAGUUCAUCUCCAUAAAUUAGAGCAUCAUGAAAAAGUUAAUUUAUUUCAGUAAUUCAAUUCAAAAAGUGAAACUCCUAUAUUAUAUUCAAGAGCUUAUUUAUUUUAAUGUUGAAGUCUGCCGUGCUGGCGGAAGUCCGCUCCGGCC
This is a messenger RNA of Bufo bufo (common toad), 2030 nucleotides long. RefSeq names its product acyl-coenzyme A thioesterase 1-like. Gene Ontology annotation, biological process: fatty acid metabolic process; acyl-CoA metabolic process. Gene Ontology annotation, molecular function: fatty acyl-CoA hydrolase activity. Bases 5 to 1318 code for a protein of 437 amino acids. The record is from RefSeq and is a predicted model, not a curated record. NCBI's taxonomy places the organism in Eukaryota, Metazoa, Chordata, Amphibia, Anura, Bufonidae. The transcript is spliced from 3 exons.